AUGUUUUCCACAAACACUGUGGCUUCCACUUGGCUUGUCACUGCCUACCUUAUUUCUCUAGGGGCCGCAUCCUCUAUUGAAUCAACGAUUCUAGUCAUUGCUACGGACAGUGCAUCUGCCAAAAUCGCUAGCUCCGGCCUAAAUGGAUAUGGAAUUCCAUUCAGUACUUUACUGGUUCCUCAGGCAGGAGUUCAGCUGCCGACUCUGAACAGUAGCACUGGUGGCAAUUAUGGAGGCAUUGUGGUAGCCUCCCAAGUCAGCUAUGACUAUGGCGGGACAACUGGAUAUCAAAGUGCUUUGACUACGGAUCAGUGGAACCAACUAUAUGCUUAUCAGUUAGCAUACGGAGUUCGCAUGGUCCAGUAUGACGUUUAUCCAGGCCCCGAGUUCGGAGCAAGUGCAUCUGACGGCUGUUGCAACGAUGGUGUUGAGCAACUCGUUUCUUUCACCGACACCAGUGAUUUUCCCACUGCUGGUCUUCGUACUGGCGCUGGUGUAAGUACUGAAGGGCUAUAUCACUACCCAGCAACGAUCUCCAACAGUACAACCACCAAGGAAAUUGCCCAGUUUGCGGCCGACUCUGCUGGAAAAUUUAAUGGAACAAGUACUGCUGCUGUUAUCAAUAACUUCUCUGGCCGCCAACAAAUGGCCAUAUUUACCUCACUUGAUACAACGUGGAGUGCGUCAUCAAACUACCUGCAGCACGCAUGGAUCACUUGGAUUACCCGUGGAGUUUACGCUGGUUAUCGGCGGGUCAAUCUGAACACGCAGAUUGACGAUAUGUUUCUCGAGUCGGAUAUCUAUCUCCCGAACGGCACAACAUUCCGCAUUACAACUACUGAUAUGGACGGAAUCAAAUCCUGGAUCCCAAAAAUUACUGCCAAGAUGAACAAGGGGAGCGAAUAUUAUCCAGAGGUUGGCCACAACGGAAAUGGAAACAUUGAAUACAGUGCCAACGUGAAUGACCGAACUUGCAACGGCAGCGCCAUUGAGUACGGAGACGUUCCAGACACACCUCUCGAGUUCCAGAAACCUCUUGGGACCGGUACUAAUUUGUGGCCAAGCACGCCCACAACUUAUGAUUGGAGCUUGGCCUGCACCAAUCUCGAUCCCCUCAAAAUAUGGUGGGCAACUCCUGAUAAUCGUGAUUCCUUUGCUAGUCUUUCGCACACAUUCACUCAUGAAGAACAAAAUAACGCCACAUAUUCCGAUAUCAACAAGGAGAUUUCAUUCAACCAGGCCUGGUUGAAGCAAGUCACGAUAUCAGACUCGUCAAAGUUCACAUCAAACGGUAUCAUCCCCCCGGCUAUCACUGGAUUGCACAACGGUGAUGCCCUGCAGGCCUGGGUGGAUAACGGUAUUACCAACUGUGUGGGUGACAACACUCGUCCAGUCCUAGUUAAUCAAGACAACGAUAUGUGGCCAUAUAUUACCACAGUUGACUCCAACGGAUAUGCCGGAAUGCAGGUAAACCCCCGCUGGGCAACCAGAAUUUACUACAACUGCGACACGCCUGACUGCACUACGCAGGAGUGGAUCGACACAUCUGCUGGAUCCGGUGGUUUCGACGACCUACUAGCCCAGGAAAAGGCCGACACCAUACGCCAUUUGUUCGGACUGUAUCGCGCUCCUUACAUGUUUCACCAGGCAAACCUUCGCAAUGCAGAUGUUAGCAACAUUACCAUCAAUGGGGUUUCCGCUCAAAUUUCGAUAUUCCAGGCAUGGGUGGAAACCCAAGUUCAAGAAUUUGUCCGUCUGUCCACCUGGCCGCUCAUUACCUUGAAGCAUCAAGAUAUGUCUGCUCAAUUCGCCGAGCGUAUGGCCCGAGAUGCUUGUGGCUACAGACUCAGUUACACAAUCUCAGACAAUAAGAUCACCGGCGUGACUGUAACGGCAAAUAACAACACUUGCAGCACUCCGGUACCGGUCACUUUCCCCGUAGCCCCUACCAGCACAAAUGGCUACACAACAGAGCAGGUUGGCGAUGACCCGCUGACUGUUUGGGUUCCUUUGAGUGGAUCUCCAGUUUCUUUCACCCUGUCUACUGCUAUUUCUCUAUAG
Messenger RNA from Talaromyces rugulosus, 2061 nucleotides. RefSeq lists its product as uncharacterized. The transcript is spliced from 2 exons. Bases 1 to 2061 code for a protein of 686 amino acids. Lineage: Eukaryota; Fungi; Ascomycota; Eurotiomycetes; Eurotiales; Trichocomaceae. Gene Ontology annotation, biological process: carbohydrate metabolic process. The record is from RefSeq and is a predicted model, not a curated record.